Indicator indicator is the source of this 2238-nucleotide messenger RNA. RefSeq names its product pre-mRNA processing factor 38B (gene PRPF38B). The record is from RefSeq and is a predicted model, not a curated record. The coding region runs from base 1 to 1656 and encodes 551 amino acids. The transcript is spliced from 6 exons. Gene Ontology annotation, cellular component: precatalytic spliceosome. NCBI's taxonomy places the organism in Eukaryota, Metazoa, Chordata, Aves, Piciformes, Indicatoridae.
AUGGCCAACAACAGCCCCGCCGUCGGCGCCGGGAACUGCCAGGGGCAACAGGCGGCCCAGCACCAGCCUGGUGCCGUCCCGCCGACCCAGCAGCAGCUGCAGAGCGGAGCCCCCAAGCCGGCGGCCUCAGGGAAACAGGGCAACGUGCUGCCGUUGUGGGGAAAUGAGAAGACAAUGAACCUGAACCCCAUGAUCCUGACUAAUAUCCUCUCGUCGCCCUACUUCAAGGUGCAGCUCUAUGAGCUCAAGACUUAUCAUGAAGUAGUGGACGAGAUCUACUUCAAGGUCACACAUGUUGAACCAUGGGAAAAAGGGAGCAGGAAAACAGCAGGCCAGACAGGGAUGUGUGGCGGGGUACGUGGUGUUGGAACUGGAGGAAUUGUGUCUACUGCCUUUUGUCUGCUCUACAAAUUAUUUACACUGAAACUCACUCGUAAGCAAGUCAUGGGCCUUAUAACUCACACAGACUCUCCAUAUAUUAGGGCUCUUGGAUUUAUGUAUAUUAGGUAUACACAACCACCUACUGAUCUAUGGGACUGGUUUGAAUCCUUUCUUGAUGACGAAGAGGACCUGGAUGUGAAGGCAGGUGGGGGUUGCGUUAUGACCAUCGGGGAGAUGCUUCGUUCCUUCCUCACUAAGCUUGAAUGGUUUUCCACAUUGUUUCCAAGAAUUCCUGUGCCAGUCCAGAAAACCAUUGACCAGCAAAUUAAAAGCAGACCUAGAAAAAUCAAGAAAGAUGGCAAGGAGGGAAUGGAAGAAAUAGACCGUCACGCAGAACGUAGACGUUCAAGGUCUCCAAGACGAUCCAUUAGUCCAAGGAGGUCGCCCAGAAGAUCCAGAAGUAGAAGUCAUCAUCGAGAAGGCCAUGGAUCAUCUAGUUUUGAUAGAGAACUAGAAAGAGAAAGGGAACGGCAGAGAUUAGAACGUGAAGCUAAGGAGAGAGAAAAAGAAAGGCGGAGAUCUCGAAGUACUGAUCGUGCGCUAGAACGGAGGCGGAGCAGAAGCAGGGACAGAUACAGGAGCCGGAGCCGAAGUCGUGACAGAAAAGGAGACAGAAGAGACAGGGAUAGGGAGAGAGAGAAAGAAAAUGAACGGAGCCGGAGGAAGGAGAGAGAUUAUGACAAGGAAAGAGGUAAUGAUAGAGAGAAAGAUAGAUCUAGAGACAGAUCUAGAGAAAGAUCAAAAGAAAGGAAAAGUAAGGGUGAUCUAGAAGAGAGAAGGCACAAGGAUGACAAGGAUGACAAGAAACACCGGGAUGACAAGAGGGAUUCCAAAAAGGAGAGAAAACACAGUAGAAGUCGAAGCCGGGAAAGAAGGCAUAGGAGUAGGAGCCGAAGUAAGAACACAGGUAAGCGCAGCAGAAGUAGGAGCAAAGAAAAAUCAAGUAAACAUAAAACUGAAAGUAAAGAGAAGUCAAAUAAAAGAAGUAGAAGUAGAAGCAGAGGACGAACAGAUAGCGUUGAGAAGUCCAGAAAACGAGACCAGAGUCCCAGCAAAGAAAAAUCUAGAAAGCGUAGCAGAAGCAAAGAACGUUCCCACAAACACGAUCACAGUGAUAGCAAGGACCAUGUGGACAAACACGAUCGUCGGAGGAGCCAAAGCUCAGAAGGAGAGAGCCAAGAAAAGCAACAGAAGAACAAAGAUGAGACUGUGUGAACUCUUUUGAGAAGUGGAUCACAUUGAAUCCUAUAAAUGUUUGAUUAAAUCCUGCUUAUUUUUUUCUUAAAGUUGAGAUUGUGCAGUAGUUGAUGAGCACUCUUCUCCAACCUCCCUCUAGGCUGCAGAUUGUCAUUUCCUAUUUUGGGUAGGGAAGUGCCUUUGUAAACCCAUUCAACACAUUGACAGUUUCAAACCAUUUGUUUAGUUCAAUUCGUAAUGCAGAGGUGGUUCUUGCAUUUUUAUUGUUCAGAUGUUUCUGAAAUGUACAUUCUGUACAUAUGUCCUGAAAAUGUUUUACUUCCUUUGGCAUGGUUGCCAUGUUGGUUAAAUUUGUAUGAGGCAAUAAACUGCCACUAAUUCUACUUUAUUUCGUAGAUGUGGAAUUAUGGUUUGUAUCCUGAAGUUAGCAUGGCUCUACAUAAUAGUACGGCUUUUAGGACUGGAUCUCAAAUGUGUAUUAUAGCUGAGAUAUUUAUGUGCGUACAGUGUACAUUGAGGGCUGCAGAUUUAGAAUUAACAUUUGUCCACUGUACCUGCUGGGUUUUGGUUUGGUUUUGUUUUUUUUUCCUUUCUUGGGUG